AUGCCUUGGCUUUGUACGCGCCUGAGAUAUCUCAACCGGGGAGGUACCGAUGAUUUACCUCGCGCUUUCACUACAUGGAUAUUCGCUCCCCCAUCCGACCGGCUCUGUGACCCGGGACCAGACUACAAGUACUCAUUGAAAGACUGCCAGCUUCCAGAACGUCAAUUCGACCCCGUUCUUCAAGUCAUCGUGGCAACCAUCCGAGAGCUUGCGGUAGACAACAUGUAUGUUGCGGCGGCAAAGAUUCGAGUCCGCAAUGCCACUUCAAGUCCACCCAUAUGGCCAAUGACUGGAAACAGGGAGAGCGAUUCUGGUGUGAAGUUCUACGUCUUCCACCCCUACUACGACGAAUUUCCAAUGACUGUGCCAGUGGCGAUGUUCGACCGCCGCGCAGGCCUUUCAGCCGACAAACUCUUCGUUCGGAGCAAGUCACGGUGGGAAUCCUUGCGCACAUGGCUUCUGCAGCUGCCCGAUAUUAAGAUCUUGGAUGGGUACUGGUGCCGUGAUAAGCAGCAACUUGAAGCCAGACGAAUUCAGACACAACAGGUUUGGUGGCGAUGCAAUGGCAAGCACUUUCCACUGAUGGAUCUGCCCACUGAGCUCUACUUUGAAGUCCUACGCCAUGCCCUUGGUGGAGAGAUUCAUCCGUUCGUCAUCGGGGGGCCUGAUAUGCACCUCGAAACUCGGACGGUUCCUAGAAGGGGUGGCCAGUCACACGUGGUAUUGGGGCGACAGGCCUACAGCAGUCGAGAGAAUGCGGUUCCCGGGACAGAACCGCCGAACUAUGCGCUUCUUCGAGUCUCCAAGCAAGUGCGACGAGAGGCCCUCAACGCCGCUUGGGUCGGCACACGAAAGUGUUUCGUCACUCCACCCAGUUUCUUCAAGGUCAUCUCUUUGGCUCACAAGCCCAGUGCGCAAUACAACUGGAUUUCCAAGGUUGAGCUUGAUUUCACAAUUUCCGAUUGGUUCGACUUCUUCGGCGUCGAAAUCCAUCCUGCGCUACAUGCGUCAGCGGGGUUUUCGAUGGGACCGUUACUACAGGGAAUCAACACCUUGAAGAGUCUUCGACUGCGCUUCCGCAGCCCUUAUGGCGGAAGGCAUUAUUAUAAGAAUAUGAUGGAUCCUAACCCGUGGCAGUGGUUUCAGGCACUGUACAAACACACAGACUGGUUCCAAUCGAACGAAAUGUAUAGAGACAUGCGAACGUCUAUUUGCUACAAGACCGUCGUUGACUGGAUCCUGACGUUUGCGUACCCCUAUAUUCACCACAUACCUAAUGUUAUUCUGGCCGGGUGCGUGAAAAAGGAGGUACGAGAGCGUUGGACCCAUCGUCUGGCAACAGGAUACCGUCUUCGAAGAAAGAUAUCUCGCAAAGGAUUGUCCGAGGCGGAAACACUCGGGUAUAACUGGCAAGCCGACAUGGAUCUCAUCGGAAAAUACCCGUCGCACUCUCCUCCCCGGUGCUCCUGCCCAGUUCCUUGUGAUUUGUUUGAGAUGAGGGACUUCGCCUUCCGUCACAAUGUUCCGCCCGAAAUCUACCGAGUGUUCGACCACGAUGAUGAAUGGACCGAAGAGUUGAAUGAGCGCGUUGUAUGGCUCAUUACGCAUGCUCCUCAACAUCUGUCAGAGCUCGUUCUCUACGGACCGCAGGCCAACUCGAAGUCACUUAUUGAAAAAUAUAGGGACAAAUACAACAACUCUGGAAUUCAAGGAACGGUACAGAAAGGGUGCAUAACCACAGAAGCCGAGGAAUAA
This is a messenger RNA of Westerdykella ornata, 1755 nucleotides long. RefSeq lists its product as uncharacterized. The transcript has 2 exons. Lineage: Eukaryota; Fungi; Ascomycota; Dothideomycetes; Pleosporales; Sporormiaceae. The coding region runs from base 1 to 1755 and encodes 584 amino acids. The record is from RefSeq and is a predicted model, not a curated record.